This is a messenger RNA of Juglans microcarpa x Juglans regia, 1384 nucleotides long. Its product is annotated as porphobilinogen deaminase, chloroplastic. Gene Ontology annotation, cellular component: cytoplasm. Lineage: Eukaryota; Viridiplantae; Streptophyta; Magnoliopsida; Fagales; Juglandaceae. Gene Ontology annotation, biological process: heme biosynthetic process. Gene Ontology annotation, molecular function: hydroxymethylbilane synthase activity. The record is from RefSeq and is a predicted model, not a curated record. Bases 119 to 1183 code for a protein of 354 amino acids. The transcript has 5 exons.
CCAAAUCAGAAAUCCUAUCCACGCGUACCCCACUCACCCCUGGUCCUUUCUGACAGACAUAUCCCUUCACAAUCAAACCAUCUCCUUCUUCUCCUACCAUCUCUCUCUCUCUCUCUCAAUGGAGGCCUUUUCUGGGUUCUCUUCGCCCUGCCUUAAGACACCUGGUUUUCUUCGUAAUUAUACAAGGAAAUAUGGUGUGGGAAUCAUAAGGGCCUCUGUGGCUGUUGAGCAGCAGACCGAGAAGACCAAGGUUGCACUCAUCAGAAUUGGCACCCGAGGAAGCCCACUAGCACUUGCUCAGGCUUAUGAGACAAGAGAUAAACUUAUGGCAACGCAUUCAGAACUGGCUGAAGAGGGGGCUAUUCAGAUAGUAAUAAUAAAAACAACUGGCGAUAAGAUACUAAGCCAACCACUUGCAGACAUAGGUGGGAAGGGCUUAUUCACGAAGGAAAUUGACGAGGCACUCAUAAAUUGUGAAAUUGACAUUGCUGUCCACUCAAUGAAAGACGUACCAACUUACUUACCAGAGAAGACAAUUUUACCAUGUAACCUGCAGCGUGAGGAUGUGCGAGAUGCGUUUAUUUCCUUGAGUGCUGCUUCGGUAGCAGAUCUCCCGGCUGGGAGCACUGUUGGUACUGCUUCACUGAGAAGAAAGUCACAGUUACUCCAUAAAUAUCCAUCUCUCAAUGUGCUGGAAAAUUUUCGUGGGAAUGUCCAAACACGAUUGAGAAAGCUAAAUGAGGGUGCAGUUCAAGCAACAUUGUUGGCGCUAGCUGGUCUUAAACGCUUAAAUAUGACAGAAAAUGUGACUUCGAUUCUUUCAACUGAUGAAAUGCUUCCAGCAGUUGCUCAAGGGGCAAUUGGGAUUGCCUGUAGAAGCAAUGAUGAUAAGAUGGCUAAUUACAUAGCCUCAUUGAAUCACGAGGAAACAAGACUUGCAGUUGCCUCUGAGAGGGCCUUUCUCGAGACCUUGGAUGGAUCUUGCCGCACUCCUAUUGCCGGAUAUGCUUACAAAGAUGAGGAUGGCAAUUGCAUAUUUAAAGGGUUGGUAGCUUCCCCAGAUGGAACCCGUGUACUGGAAACAUCUAGAAAAGGCCUAUAUGCUCAUGAAGAUAUGGUUAUGAUGGGAAAAGAUGCUGGCAAGGAGCUCCUUUCGCGGGCUGGUCCUGGCUUUUUUGGUUAGUAAAGUAGGAUAAACCAUUGAGAAUGAGAGAAAAUAAAGUCAAAGGCUUCAUGUUUAACUUUUAGGUGAUUGCUUCCAAUGAGCUUAUUAAUCCUUGGAGCUCAUGUUUGUUGUAACUUUAAUGAGAAUAUUGGUUUGAUUCAUUGUAAACUAGAUGACAAAUCAUUGCUGGUAGUGUUAGAUUGUCUUUUCUGAUGUGAU